Molecule: messenger RNA, 1305 nt
Organism: Penicillium robsamsonii
Lineage: Eukaryota; Fungi; Ascomycota; Eurotiomycetes; Eurotiales; Aspergillaceae
Product: putative MFS monocarboxylate transporter
Exons: 2
Coding region: 1-1305 (434 amino acids)
Biological process (GO): transmembrane transport
Cellular component (GO): fungal-type vacuole membrane
Molecular function (GO): transmembrane transporter activity
Source: RefSeq, a predicted model, not a curated record
AUGCGCCGGUCGAUCCGACCGACGAGUCACAGCUCGAGUGAUAACAAUGAGUUUGAGGCUGUUCUUGACAACCCUGCCGAUGGCGACGUCAGCUUGGCCUUCCCCGAAGGCGGCCGAGAGGCAUGGGUUUGUUUGCUCGGAUCAUGUCUCAUGAUGUUUCCCUCAUUUGGCUUUCAAACUGCAGUCGGAUCCGUUCAGGAUUAUAUCAGCACUCACCAGCUAGCCGAGUAUGGAGAUCGAGAUGUCGGCUGGAUCACUGCAGUACUAGUAUUUUUGACCUUGUUUCUUGGUGUUCAAGUUGGGCCGCUCUUUGAUCGAUAUGGGCCUAGGGUCUUGUUGAUUAGUGGAACGCUUGGGAGUUUCGCUUCGUACAUACUCCUCGCCGAAUGUACCAAGUAUUGGCACUUUAUGCUUUGCCUUGCUGUUCUGGGUGGAAUGUCCGCGGCAAUUGUUACAACCGUGUCUAUCGCGGUUCUCAGUCACUGGUUUAAACGAAGACGUGCCCUUGCCUCUGGAAUUUGUAUGGGAGGAUCAUCAGCAGGUGGUGCCAUUAUCCCCUUGAUGUUACGAACCUUAUUUGACAAAUGCGGGUGGACAUGGGCCGUACGAAUAGUCGCCUUUAUGGCCUUGGGAUGCUACGCACUGGGAGUUCUACUCGUUAGAGGACGUCUGCCUACUGGCACCAAGAGCAGAGUAACGAUCGACCUUGCAGCUUUCAAGUCACCCCGUCUAUGCUUCCUGACUGUGGCUGUCUUUUGCUUUGAGUUUAUCAUAUUUGGAUGUGCUGCCCUUCUUCCAUCUUAUGUCCGUUACAGCGGGUUCUCCGUCGAUUUGCAGUUCUAUUCCCUUACUGUCUUGAACAGCAUGAGCCUUCUAGGAAGGGUUCUUCCUGGCUUUGCUGCUGACAUGUUUGGUCGUUUCAAUAUUCUGUUAUCCCUGGUUGUUAUAACAAUCGUUAUCAUGGCAGCUGUUUGGCUACCGUAUGGAUCUCAAGAUGAAGGCACCCUUUACGCAGUUGUGGCGAUUUUUGGAUUCGGCUCUGGUGGGUGGCUCUCACUUGCUCCCGUUUGUGCAGGCCAGCUUUGCGAGACGAAAGAUUAUGGUCGAUUUUACGGCACCGUUUACUGUGUGGCUUCAUUUGGAGUGUUACUCACGGUCCCGAUUGGUGGACAGUUGCUCCAGUCAACCACACCACAAGUCCUCAUUGGCUUCUAUUCAGCCAUUUUGCUCGUCGGACUCAUCAGCGUUAUCCUGUCUCGAUGGGCUUUGCUGAACUGGAGUUGGAAGUGGAAGGUCAAGGUAUAG